CGGGAGGUCGCGGCGGCGGAAAACCGUCAGGAUCCGAGGAGCCUCCUCGAGGACAUUUUCCGAAGGGCCGAUACCGACGAGAACCAAUUGCUGGAUAUCCAGGAACUGGCCAAGUGGAUCCACGCGAAGAUCACCGAGCAUAUCACGCGCGCCAUGCGCGAGAACGUCGGCCUGUUCACCGCCAUCGACAACAAUCCCAGAAACGGUGAGGUAUCGUGGGACGAAUAUCACGCUUAUUUCCUGAGGAUUCACGGUUUCUCCGAGACCUACAUAAAUUCCCACAACAAGAAGCACAGCGAGAUGCCGAGGGCGCUGAAGGAGAGCAUAAUGAGGGAUCGUGCGCGGUGGGCCGAGGCAGCUAGGAACGAUCCCGAGAAGUUGGCGCUGGACGAAUUUCUAGCUUUCACACAUCCCGAGAGCAGUCACCGAGCUCUUCUGCAAAUGGUGGAGGACCUCUUUGAAAAAUUCGAUCGGGACGGUGACGAGCAGCUAACGGAAGACGAAUUCUCGGAUUUGCCGUCGGAAGGGAUCGGUCUGGAUUUACGCGAAGAUCGACAGCAGCCGAUAGGAGGCAGCGAAGACAGGCGUAAGGAGUUCCGACAUCUGAUUGACAAGAAUAAAAACGGGAAAGCGGAUCGAACCGAACUGCUGAUGUACAUCGAUCCACGAAAUCCCAGACAUGCUAUCCAAGAGGCCCAGCACUUGAUCACUCUGUCGGACACGAAUUUGGACGGGAAAGUGGAUCUUUCGGAGAUUCUGAGCAAGAUGGACCUAUUUCUCGACAGCAAGAUGGUAGACACCGAGAAAAGUUUUCACGAUGAAUUUUGAUAAUUUCCGCGUGUAAACGAAUGUAAUUAUAAACAUUGGAAAUUGAAAUGGAAGGUUCCUGCUUCGGGAUACUGAGAGGUUUUAGACAAUAUGAUUUUUCCAUCGAUGGUCAAUAAAGGAAGACCAAUAAUGUAGUUAAUUAAUCGAUUUGUGCAGGGUACACAUUAGCAAACUUUAACGGAGUUUCUUUACAAACGUUAAUCGACUUAUCGCGCAAAUAGAAAUUGUAGGCUUUUAGAACGUAUCUGUGAUAGUCUUUACGACGUAGAUUGAAUAUCGUUUAAGUAGGCACAAUUAUUAGAAGUAUUUGAAGUUAUGACUAUAAUGGCGGAUAAGCGGUACGUUAAUUUGUGAUAAACAAGGAAAUGAUUCAAUCAGAUCGUUUACACUUAGGAUGAUCAAUAAUUAAUUGGAUGAACGACGAUAAUAUGAAGGGUUGCAAAUCCGUCCUUUUGUAGACUCUCUUUCGCGACUUCUUAGUGUUUCUCGUGUGUGAAUAGGUCGUAAACUAUAUCUAGAAGACUUAUUUAGAUUCCAGAUACAGAGAUUAAAAAAAGAAUUCUCCGUUUUGAAUUAUCGGUCUAAAGAUAUCGUUUGAAUCGUGCAAGAAGAAAAUAUCAGAGAUAAUAAAUAACAUAAUAUAACUAUUUAAUUUGUGAUAUUAAUGAGGUAAUUAAUAUUAAUAUAUACAACAAUACGUUCGUACGUUAUACAUAUGAUAAAAUGAUAAUAUAAUGUCACGAUAUUAUAUAAUGUAAUAUUAUAUAUUUAACAUGAAACAAAUACAUUGAAGGCGAGAAACUGCAAAAAGUUUACGAAAUUGAAAAGCGGGAAAUGUCUGAAGAUGUUAUGACCAAAAUAUGAAUUAACAUAAUAGCCCGCUUUGACGAAGGCCUCUGACAACUUGGAGAACUGAAAUGCAACUCGUUGCUCACUAUAUCGACGAAAAAUGUACAUAUAUUUGACGACUUAAUGUAAUCUCAUUUUAAGGUAAAAUUUCGUAUUACAUACAUUUUAAAAAGAAAAAUCGAUGUUCCUUCGUAGAAAGAUUUGCUAGCGCCGUUUUUCUAUAUGUGAUCUGGCACAAUAAAACAAUUAUUUAGAAACAA
Molecule: messenger RNA, 1937 nt
Organism: Temnothorax curvispinosus
Lineage: Eukaryota; Metazoa; Arthropoda; Insecta; Hymenoptera; Formicidae
Gene: myd
Product: 45 kDa calcium-binding protein
Exons: 4
Biological process (GO): calcium-ion regulated exocytosis
Cellular component (GO): endoplasmic reticulum
Molecular function (GO): calcium ion binding
Source: RefSeq, a predicted model, not a curated record